AUGACUAAUUUUAAUGAUUCAAAAUUAUUAAAUAAGAAAUUAAAUUGUGAAUUAGUUAACAUUAAGAAGAAGAAGAAGAAAAUCUAUCAAUCAAAAACAGAUAGUGGAUGGGGUUGGAUCAUAGUCACAUCGUCAUUCAUCAUUCAGUUAAUAAUUGAUGGAACUUUUGGUGGAUUUGGAGUUUUAUACGUUUCCUUACGAAAUGAUCAAGCAUUCAUCAAUGAAAAUUACUCACAAACAAUAUUAUCAAUGCCGGGAACCAUUCAACCUGGAUUUUUUCUCUGCACUGGUGCUUUUGUCAGUCCACUUAUUCAAAUGUUUGGAUUUCGUAUUAGUGGUUGUUUUGGAGCUUUAUUACUUGGUCUUGGAAUGUCAAUAGCAAGUUAUCUAACUAAUAUGCAUGCUAUAACAAUAUUUUAUGGAAUGAUAUCAGGUUCAGCUUUUGGCAUUCUAAUGGUAUGCGCUAUAGUCUCAGUCAAUUAUUAUUUUGAUCGUUAUCGUGGCUUAGCAUCAGGCUUAGCAAUGUCUGGUGCAGGUGUCGGUACAUUAUUAAUACCAGUUUUCUACAAUUGGAUUAUACCGAUUAAAGGCUGGCGUUCUAGUUUAUUACUGUAUUCAUUGGGUGCAAGCUUAUUAACAGCAUUGGCUUCAUUGACACUUAAGCCAUUUAUAACAAGUGAUAAUCCCGAAUUAACUGAACAAUCCACUGAUAUAGAAAAUCCGGAACACCUUACAUCUGAUCAAAUGUUGGUUAUGAAAACGGUUCCGAAAAUUACUUACGUAAAUGAUGAUGUAACUAAUUUGCCUGAAAAAAAUAACAAUAGAACUGUUUAUAUAACUCCCAUUCAUUCAGACUGUAAACCUAGUGAUUCUGUAUGUGAUUUUAAUGAAGAAGAAAAAAGAGAAAGAAAACUUUCUAUUGGAUUUACAGAUGCUUUACGCCAGUAUUUAUUAAAUCAAAAAGGACCAACAAUUUUGUCGGACACUAACAACGAUGCAGAAGAUGCAGAGUCUAUGAUUGGUUCAAGAUUAUGGAAAUCAAGUCAAGGAUUCAAGAAACAACAGUCAUCAUAUAUUCGUCAUCAUAGUCAGUUAUGUCAGCCUGCUCAGUCUAACCAGCAACAGAAACAAAGUUACAACAAACUCCCAAGACAAACAACACAGAUAACAGUUGCAGCUACAAACGAUUAUAUCCAUUCAAGUUAUAAUUUAUCAUCGACGAGAAAGUCUAGACGAAAUUUUGCCAGUCAAAUAUAUACCCUUCUUGACAAACCAGAUGCAUUUUAUUCAGCGAGUUUAACAAAUUUAAAUCCUAAAAUUACUCAACCUUUUAAUGAACACAAAAAAUCUACAGCUUCUUCAAUAAAUGUAAAGGCACAUUCAAAGUAUCCAAUAGCAUCUAAAUCAUCUUUAAUCAUUUCUUCUGAAACAGUGAAUAAAAAUCAAAUUAUUAAUGAGUUAAUUGGUAGUAAUAUUUCUUCAUUUCAAUCAUUUCCUGUUACACCAUUGAAUCAACAGCAUCAAGAACAAAACCACGAAGAAUUUCAUUCUUUGGAUAAUUCGAUACAUAAAUCAUCUCAUAAUGAUAUAUAUCCUAAAUCCAGUAUUAUUGAAACAAGUAUUCCGGAAGAAAACCUACUGACUACGAAUAAUACAGAAAACAGCAAAGAACCCUACUCACCAAUAUCUAAAGUGAACACAAUUAAACAAAAUCUAGUAUUAUUUGGAUUUGGAAUAAUAAAAUUAUUUGAUUUAAGCUUAUUCACAGAAAUCUCAUUUUUAUACUUAGUAGGUAUUGGUGUUACAAGUCAGUUGGCAUAUUUUAUUCCAUUUGUCUAUUUAAUUGAUUAUACAGUUAGUUAUGGGAUGGAACAAGAUAGUGCUAUUUUAAUCGUUAUGAUAUUAAGUAUAUUCCACACACUUGGUCGAAUAACAUCUGGUAUUAUGUCAAAUGUUUUCCAUUUAGAUUCGGUAUAUUUAAGUGGACUAGCAACUUUUGGUGGUGGACUAGCACAUGUAUUUCUCGUUUUUAUAAUUCCACAUACAUUUACGUGGUAUUCUAUAUAUGCCAGCAUUUAUGGCUUAUGUAGUGGAAUACCUAUCCCACUUAUUCCAAUACUUUUAGUACGUUUCAGUGGACUUGAGCACCUGACAGCGAGUUUUAGUAACUUGAAUUUACUAAAAGGUAUUUUUUCAAUGAUUGGACCUACUGUGGCAAUUACCAUAGUCGAGUAUACUAGUCAAAAAGACCAUUUAUUUCUUGUAGCGGGAGUAUGUUACAUUAUUUCUGCUCUAUUACAUUUGGGAUUAUGUCGAUAUUCAUGUUUUCCAAAAUAUUCUAAAUCUAGUACAAACAAACAAAGAACUAAUGACUACGAUGAUGCAAGUCAUUUUGAAGAUCCAUAUGCUAAAUGUUUUCCAUGUUCUUCUUAA
Messenger RNA from Schistosoma margrebowiei, 2433 nucleotides. Lineage: Eukaryota; Metazoa; Platyhelminthes; Trematoda; Strigeidida; Schistosomatidae. The record is from the annotation of a GenBank genome assembly.